Molecule: messenger RNA, 1525 nt
Organism: Rotaria sp. Silwood2
Lineage: Eukaryota; Metazoa; Rotifera; Eurotatoria; Philodinida; Philodinidae
Source: the annotation of a GenBank genome assembly
GACACACGGUCCACUGAGAGUACUGAUUAUAAUGACAUCGAUGUUCACUGUACCAUAGAGAUAAUAAAAUAAUAAAUAUUGAUUUUGAACAAUUUUUCAUUUAGGUAUUUUACAAACAGCUAUUAAAGAAUUGCAAAUUGAAAAGAAUCUUAAUGAUAUUCAACAACAAUGGGAUACAAUGCGUUUUCAAAUCCAUAAGCAUUAUCGUCAUACAUUAGGUACAAAUAUUGAACAAGAACGUGGUUUUAUUAUAACUGGUGUUGAUGAUAUUCUUCAAGCACUUGAAGAUUCAACAUUACUUCUUAAUAGUAUAGUAACAUCACGUUUCGUUGGUAUUUAUCUUUUACAAGUUGAACAAUGGAUUCGAAUAUUAUCUUUAAUUUCUGAUGUAAUUAAAUUAUGGGCAAUUGUACAACAAAAAUGGAUGUAUCUUGAAAAUAUAUUUAUUGGUUCUAAUUUACAAUUUGGUGAAGAUGCUAAACGAUUUGAUACAGCUGAUAAAUUAUAUCGAAAGAUAAUGUUUGAAACAUCAAGAAAUUCAUUAGUUAAAGAUGCUUGUACACAUCCUGGUCGAUAUGAUGAAUUAAAAUCAAUAUUAAAUCUUAUUGAAAAAAUUCAAAAAAGUUUAAAUGAAUAUUUAAAUACGAAACGUCAAUUAUUUCCACGUUUUUAUUUUUUAUCUGAUGAUGAACUUCUUUCAAUUAUUGGAUCAUUAAAUCCAAAUCAUAUUCAAGAAUAUUUACAAAAAAUGUUUGAUAAUAUUGCAUCAUUAAAUUUUAUACAUUAUAAUAAAUUAUUAAUUUCAAAAGAAAAGCAACAAAAUGAACAAAUUGAUGAACAAAUACAUUUAAAUAAUCAAGAAAAUUCUAUUUAUGCCAAAGCAAUGAUAUCAUUAGAAAAAGAAGAAAUGAAUUUUUUAAAUCCAAUUGAAUGUAAUGGAAAAGUUGAAAUAUGGAUGUCAAAUAUUGAAAAAGAAAUGAAAUAUUCAAAUCGUUUAUUAACGAAAGAAGCUAUUUUUUAUUAUCGUUUUAAACAAAAUCGAUUAGAAUGGAUGAGAAAAUAUAUUGGAAUGGUUAUUUUAGCUGUAAAUCAACUUUGGAGUACAUGGGAAAUCGAAGAUCAAUUUGAUAAAAUAAUUAAGCAUAAUCAACGUUCAGCAAUGAAAACUUACGUUAAACAAUUAAAUUCUCAAAUAGAAGAAAUUGUUAUAGAAAUGCGAAAAUUUUUAAAACCAAAUGAAUAUAAUAAAUUUGAAACAGUUCUUACAAUCGAUGUACAUACUCGUGAUACAGUAGAUAUUUUAAUUCGUGAUGGUAUUAAUGAACCUCAUGAUUUUUCAUGGCAAUGUCAAUUACGUUUUUAUUGGUUAUCAAAAGAAGAUAAUUUAUUUUUACAGCAAUGCAAUGAAAAAUUUGAAUAUGGUUAUGAACAUAUGGGUCUUAAUGAUCGUCUUGUUGUUACACCAUUGACUGAUCGAAUUUAUCUAACAGUUACACAAGUAAAUAGAAUUUUUUCUAUUGUGUAA